AGAGAAGCCAUUUCCCGGCUCCCGGCUCCCGGAUCCGGCUGGGCCCCUACGGCAAGGACAAGUUUGGAAGGCAUGCGGAGAUCCCAAGGCAAAACCAUCCUACCUUAUUGACAAAAAUCUGGAAUCUGCUGUAAAAUUCAUAGUCAGAAAGUUCCCUGCUGUAGAAACCCGCAACAAUAAUCAACAGCUAGCACAAUUACAGAAAGAAAAAUCAGAGAUUCUGAAAAAUCUUGCAUUGUAUUACUUCACAUUUGUAGAUGUUAUGGAAUUUAAGGACCAUGUUUGUGAAUUACUGAAUACUAUUGAUGUUUGCCAAGUCUUCUUUGAUAUUACUGUAAACUUUGAUUUAACAAAGAACUACUUAGAUUUAAUCAUAACAUAUACAACAUUGAUGAUACUGUUAUCUCGAAUUGAAGAACGAAAAGCAAUCAUUGGAUUAUACAAUUAUGCUCAUGAAAUGACCCAUGGAGCAAGUGACCGUGAAUACCCACGCCUUGGUCAAAUGAUUGUGGAUUAUGAAAACCCCUUAAAGAAGAUGAUGGAAGAAUUUGUACCCCAUAGCAAGUCUCUUUCAGAUGCACUAAUUUCUCUUCAGAUGGUGUACCCACGAAGGAAUCUUUCAGCUGACCAGUGGAGAAAUGCCCAAUUAUUGAGUCUUAUCAGUGCACCCAGUACUAUGCUUAACCCUGCGCAGUCUGAUACCAUGCCUUGUGAAUAUCUCUCUUUGGAUGCAAUGGAAAAAUGGAUUAUCUUUGGCUUUAUUUUGUGUCAUGGGAUCCUAAAUACUGAUGCAACAGCACUGAACCUAUGGAAGCUAGCUCUUCAAAGUAGCUCUUGCCUCUCUCUCUUUCGGGAUGAAGUUUUUCACAUUCACAAAGCUGCAGAAGACUUAUUUGUAAACAUCCGAGGCUAUAAUAAGCGUAUUAAUGAUAUAAGAGAAUGCAAGGAGGCAGCCGUGUCACAUGCUGGUUCAAUGCACAGAGAAAGACGUAAGUUUUUAAGGUCUGCACUGAAAGAAUUGGCUACAGUCCUGUCUGAUCAACCUGGCUUGUUAGGUCCCAAGGCACUUUUUGUUUUUAUGGCAUUAUCCUUUGCCCGUGAUGAAAUUAUCUGGCUACUUCGUCAUGCAGAUAAUAUGCCAAAGAAGAGUGCAGAUGACUUUAUAGAUAAGCACAUUGCUGAAUUAAUAUUUUAUAUGGAAGAGCUUAGAGCACAUGUAAGGAAAUAUGGACCUGUUAUGCAGAGGUAUUAUGUGCAGUACCUUUCUGGCUUUGAUGCUGUUGUCCUCAAUGAACUUGUGCAGAAUCUCUCUGUUUGCCCUGAAGAUGAAUCAAUCAUCAUGUCCUCUUUUGUUAAUACUAUGACUUCCUUAAGUGUAAAACAAGUUGAAGAUGGGGAAGUUUUUGAUUUCAGAGGAAUGAGAUUAGAUUGGUUUAGAUUACAGGCAUAUACUAGUGUCUCUAAGGCUUCACUUGGCCUUGCAGAUCACAGAGAACUUGGAAAGAUGAUGAAUACAAUCAUUUUUCAUACAAAAAUGGUAGAUUCCCUGGUGGAAAUGCUGGUAGAAACAUCAGAUCUUUCCAUAUUUUGCUUUUAUAGUCGUGCUUUUGAGAAGAUGUUUCAACAGUGUUUGGAGUUACCCUCUCAGUCCAGAUACUCAAUUGCAUUUCCACUACUUUGCACCCAUUUCAUGAGUUGCACACAUGAACUGUGUCCAGAGGAGCGGCAUCAUAUUGGAGAUCGCAGUCUUUCCUUAUGUAAUAUGUUCCUAGAUGAAAUGGCAAAACAAGCUCGAAAUCUUAUCACUGAUAUUUGCACAGAACAGUGUACUCUUAGUGAUCAGUUGCUGCCUAAGCAUUGUGCCAAAACCAUUAGUCAAGCAGUGAAUAAGAAGUCAAAAAAACAGACUGGUAAGAAAGGGGAACCCGAAAGAGAAAAACCAGGAGUUGAGAGCAUGAGGAAAAAUAGACUGGUAGUGACCAACCUUGAUAAAUUGCACACUGCACUUUCUGAGUUGUGUUUCUCCAUAAAUUAUGUACCAAACAUGGUGGUUUGGGAGCAUACCUUUACCCCACGGGAAUAUUUGACUUCUCAUCUGGAAAUCCGCUUUACUAAAUCAAUUGUUGGAAUGACUAUGUAUAAUCAAGCCACACAAGAAAUUGCAAAACCAUCAGAGCUUCUAACAAGUGUAAGAGCAUAUAUGACUGUACUACAGUCAAUAGAAAACUAUGUGCAAAUCGAUAUUACCAGAGUAUUUAAUAACGUUCUUCUACAACAAACACAACAUUUGGAUAGUCAUGGAGAACCAACAAUAACAAGUCUGUACACAAAUUGGUAUUUGGAAACGUUGUUAAGACAAGUCAGCAAUGGCCAUAUAGCUUAUUUCCCUGCAAUGAAAGCAUUUGUUAAUUUACCAACAGAAAAUGAAUUAACAUUCAAUGCAGAGGAAUAUUCUGACAUAUCAGAAAUGAGAUCAUUAUCAGAACUGCUAGGCCCAUAUGGGAUGAAGUUCUUAAGUGAAAGUCUUAUGUGGCAUAUUUCAUCACAGGUCGCUGAACUUAAGAAACUUGUGGUGGAGAAUGUUGAUGUGCUCACACAAAUGAGGACCAGCUUUGACAAACCAGACCAGAUGGCUGCACUCUUUAAAAGAUUAUCAUCUGUUGACAGUGUCUUGAAGAGGAUGACCAUAAUUGGUGUAAUUUUAUCCUUCCGAUCAUUGGCACAAGAAGCACUUAGAGAUGUAUUGUCCUACCACAUUCCUUUUCUCGUGAGUUCAAUUGAAGAUUUUAAGGAUCAUAUUCCAAGAGAAACUGAUAUGAAGGUUGCAAUGAAUGUAUAUGAGUUAUCAUCAGCUGCAGGGUUACCUUGUGAGAUUGAUCCUGCAUUGGUGGUAGCUCUGUCCUCACAAAAAUCAGAAAAUAUAAGUCCAGAAGAAGAAUAUAAAAUUGCCUGCCUCCUCAUGGUCUUUGUGGCAGUUUCUUUGCCAACACUGGCCAGCAAUGUGAUGUCUCAAUAUAGCCCUGCUAUAGAAGGGCACUGCAACAACAUACAUUGCUUGGCCAAAGCCAUUAACCAGAUAGCCGCAGCUUUGUUCACAAUUCACAAAGGAAGCAUUGAAGACCGCCUUAAAGAAUUUCUGGCCCUUGCAUCCUCUAGUCUACUGAAAAUUGGCCAGGAAACAGAUAAAACAACAACAAGAAAUAGAGAAUCUGUUUAUUUACUGCUGGAUAUGAUUGUUCAGGAAUCCCCAUUCCUGACAAUGGAUCUUUUGGAAUCUUGUUUUCCUUAUGUCUUGCUGAGAAAUGCAUACCAUGCUGUCUACAAGCAAAGUGUUACAUCGUCUGCAUAAAAUUACCUACUUACUGAAGACAAGCACGCAUUAUUGUUGCCUCAGUUUUACCUGUAAACUGUGGAACUGUUUUACCUAUGGCCUGAGAAACAGUUUAGUGGAUUAUAAAUUUCUUUUCAUACAGUUGUAUUUUCUGAUUAUUGGUUUCUUAAUAUGAUUGUACUACAGUAUACUUUAUUGAAUUAGGUUGCACAUUCACUGAAUCCACAGAAAUUAUUCCUAUAAUUUUAAAAUACCAUUUGUUUGGGAAACAUAGAUUAUCUCUAUGUUUUUGAUAUUUGAUAAUGAAAAAAACUGCUUGUUUAUUUCUGAAAAAAUAAUUGUAUUUAGUGAUUAUUUUAGAUAGUGGUAUUAUAGCAUUCAUCUGUGUGUAAAUUAUUUCAUCUAGGGAAGAGUUCUGAUCUGUACCUAUGGUUCUUAAUGAAAACAAAAUUGGAUGUGCAUUUCUGUGCUGUUAUGAAUACAUUUCUACUUUAUUUUGAAACAUUUGCCAAACUAAAUACUAUGACACUGUAUAACAUUAAAAAUGUUAAAGAACUGCUUAGCAUUAGAAGCAGACUAUGUCCCAAAAUUCUAAAACAGCAGCAUAUGUUGUUGCUUAUAUAAAGCCUAGUGAUAAUUUUUAGACUAACUUCCAUGGUGCCCUAUUGGCAUUAGCACUACCAUUGUAUCCUGCUGUAUAAUAAACAAUCUAGACAUUUAUCAACUGUUGAUACAAAUGUUAGUCCCUAACCACUUUUUAUAUGUUUUAAAUUUUUGAAAUUCAAGUGUACCUGCCAUAACAUAAAAUAAACACUAGACUGUAUCACAUUUUGAAUGAUUUCUUUAAUUUGGGAUCCUCAGAGAUUUGGUCAAUAAUAAGGAAAGUUUUAGUUUAAAAUAAACUUUAAAGUGUAGCAUUUGAUACCAGAUCAGCUAUUACAAGAUUUGUUGAAAUGUUUUGAAAAACAUUCCACUGGAAAAAAUAUUAGAAAAUAAAAUUACAUAAUAUUUUUUAAAAAUAUAAAACUAAAGGAAACUUUGCACUAUUAUUAGCUUUUUAAUUGUAUCUUUGACCAAAUGGGCAGAGAGAAUGAUGAUGGAACUAGUGAAAAAGUUGUUGAGAAUUACUACUUCAGUAAAUAAUGAAUUGGGAAGUCACAAAGGGCCUAUUGCUUGGUGAUUGGCAUGGAGGGGAGAGUAGCUCAUUUAGUUUGAAAAUUAACCAGAUGUUUUGCUCUUUGGCACUUAAAGACUGUUUCUCAACAACUUUGUAUCUAGAGGGUCUAUAUUCCAGUCAUGGGCUUCUUAGUAGCAUUGGUAAUUUGUUGUUAGGAUAAAAGAAAGUUGCUGUGAACUCAGUUGCAAUGUUUUUUUUUUGUUCAGAUACAGAGAAUGCAGUGAAAAUAAGUUACCACAAGAUUAUCAUACUGCUAUUUUGUAUAUGUUUUUCCUAGCCUGCUUUUAAAGGAGGAAAUAGUUGUCAUUAGCUGUUGAAAAUUUUCAGUGUUUCCAUGAAGAUAUUUUUUAAGGGAAGAAAUUUUUAAGUGAAAUAAUUUCAAACUUGAAAUAGCUUGGUUAUAUAGGGGACAGUUGAAACUAAGGUUAAAUGCUGUUUGCUUGAAAUUACUUGAAUUCUAGAAUGUUAAUAGCUUGAUGGUAAUGAUAACCCUGAGAGAUAAAGCAGGCUUUGGAGUGUGUGCACUUUGGUAUAACAUAUGGAAGAGCUUAUGGAUGUACAUAAGCAAUUCUUUACUCCUAUUUAGGCCAAGAAAAGAUCACUCUUUAAAAGUUAAGAGUUGUUAGUCACAAACUAACUGACUGUAGACAAUUUGAUUAUUAUUUACAUUGAAUUUUUCUACAAAGAAAAAAAAAUGGUGAAGGUAACUUAGAGAGAAGCAUUUAAAAAAGUUAAAAGUAAAUUCACAACUUUUAUAUUUAUUUAUUUAUUUAUUUAUUUAACUCUUACUUUCUUACACCUAACCUUACACUACAGUGUCCUGUUUUCACUGAUUGUGACCCUACUAUAUACUGUGUUUGUCUAUAAUGCACUAAUUUUACUCAAUACUAGGAAGAGGUCUUUGAUACUCUUAAAUGCCUCCAUAUGUACCAAAACUAACAACAAUUUCACUUAGAUUAACUUUUAGGCACUUACAUAUUUUUCACUAUUGUAAAUAUAUCUGUAUCUUGGUGAACUUGAUUUAUUAUCUCCUUAGGGUAAUUUCUCAAAAAUUACCCUUUUUAGUGAAAGGUUGUACACAUUUUAAAUUUUGUUGCAUAUUCUUAGAUUUCUCUCCAGUAAGAUUAUAUCAGUUUUACUCCUGCUUUUGUGUGAGCAUAGUUUUGUCACUAUGCUAAGGUAUCUUUGUCUAUCCAAAAGAUGAAACAUGUAAAUUUGCAUAUCUUUACUUAUUAUUUAGGUAGAAUACUUUUUUUUAAUAUCAUCUUUGAGUCUGGGGGAUGCCUUGAGGUCCACCUUUAUUUUGUUAGCUCCCAUGCACAUCCUACAUACCUGAAGUGGAAAAGGUGAGAUAACUGGAGAGCUGCUGGGUAAGAUACCCUUUGUUUCAUGUUGGGAGCAAAUAGUUGUUUUUCUCUUUAUACUUGUGUAGGGGCAGCAUAUUAUGAG
This is a messenger RNA of Condylura cristata (star-nosed mole), 5957 nucleotides long. RefSeq names its product NCK-associated protein 1 (gene NCKAP1). The transcript has 32 exons. Gene Ontology annotation, biological process: cell morphogenesis; cell projection assembly; neuron projection morphogenesis. NCBI's taxonomy places the organism in Eukaryota, Metazoa, Chordata, Mammalia, Eulipotyphla, Talpidae. Gene Ontology annotation, cellular component: SCAR complex. The coding region runs from base 263 to 3349 and encodes 1028 amino acids. The record is from RefSeq and is a predicted model, not a curated record.